UAAAUAAAUGAUAACCGUAUUGUCAGAGUGUUCUUUUCUUCGUUCUAGAAUCUAAAUGAUUUAAUUAGUGAUCGUUAAUUAACUCUUUGCAGUCCGACACUUUUUAAGACCAAGGAUUUUAGUUGAGAAAGGAAAAGGUGUGGAAUGUUCGUAAAUUUAUUUACACGAUGGUCUUCUUCCUUCUUUUCUAUUUUUUAUCGCUUAAAGUAAUGCAGGAAAUAAUUUUCACGUUAUCACCGUGGUGCUAGUAGCGUCGGUUAACACUCAAAGGGUUAGGUCCUUUGAUUAACCAACGCAGGAGCAUGUUAAACUGUUCACACAUUCACUUACUCCAUCCAGUACAUAAUCCAUUUAAUCCUUUCCUUUAGAACGCGAUUCUCCAUAAAUAAAUCAGACGCGAUGAACACAAUUUCCUAAAAUAACGCACUGUUUACAAGAAAAUUGGUUUCGGAAAUGUACCAAAUAUCGAAGCGGAUUUUACUCUUUCAUCUCUUUCUGUAGAAUCUAUUAUCUUAUCAAUGCGAGGUAAACAGAAGUAGUAGCGAACAGGAGAAAAUGUUUAUUAAUGAGAGAUGCUACCAAGGUCUACCAAUUUAUUGCUUACAAUUAGAAAUUAUACACGCAUGCUCGAUACACUUUCAGAGGCAAUUCUCUUACGAAAACAAGUUGUUGUAUUUAAAUACAUUUUAUUCUUCAUUUUCAAGUUAUUUUCUUUUAUACCGCAAUUCGCAGGCCACUGUAUAUUUUACUUCAGUUUAUUUUAAUUUAGGAGCCUGCUUUUUUGAUAAGAUGCGAAUGUUUAACGUUGGGGUGACUAAUAGACCACAGAGUCUGGAUAUUUGUAUCUGUUCUUUCCCUGUCAAAGUAAUAGCCGGGCUUUACUUUAUGUACGUUUCUUCUGAAUUUAUGUAGGGAACAUCUAACAAUAAGUACGAUUGUACAAACUUAUAUAAGUAUGAACAACAGCUAGCUAGUUCGAUAUGACGACACACAAGCUGGACAUGUGUUUUAUGUAAUCGAAUCUGACCUAUAGGCACUUUAAUGAGACGCUGUUAGUGGAAAGGUUCAUUACUUGUAACGACGAUCCUUGAAUAACCACAAGCUCAUCACUCUAAGAAACUAUUUAUAUCUUCUUCAUCGACGAUUUUCUCGCAUUCCAUACCCUCCGAUUCGUUGUAAUUUCGAAUAAUUACGAUUGAUCAUUUCGAACACGCCAGCGAUAUCCAUUUUCUAAACACGAAAAUCGCAUUGGAAGUUGAAUGAACGUUACAUCGAUUUCGUUUCUAUCCCUUCGUUCGUUCGGUUUUUGCUAGUUUCCUGGAUUUUCCUAACUACGCUCGGGAUUUCAAAUUUUCGAUUCACGGUUUCCAAUUCGAGACGGUUAUCUGAAAAUAUGACACGCAGUCUGGGAUAUCCAACAUUGCAGUCGAGUAUACGAAAAGAUUUGUGUCUGACUUGGAGGAACAUUUCAUAUACGGUUGAGAAGAAGGUCAAUGGCGGUAGUCUUCGAGCAAUUUUCGGUCUGCAGCACACUGAAUUCAUUCGACUGCUCAAUGGAGUCAGUGGUAUAGUUAAUUCAGGAAUGUUGAUGGCGAUUAUGGGACCAAGCGGCGCUGGGAAAACUACGUUACUCGCGACGAUCAGCCGCCGUGUGAAAGGAGAAGCGACAGGCGACGUUCUGUUAAAUGGCAAGCCUAUCGAUACCGACCAGAUGAUAAGGAUAUCUGGAUUCGUUCCACAAAUGGACCUGGCCAUCGAAUCGCUGACAAUCCUAGAGCACAUGGAAUUCAUGGCGUGCAUGAAAAUGGACAGGAGGCUGAGGGCCAACGUCAGAAGGCAACGCAUAAUGAUGCUGCUUGGUGAACUUGGACUAGGAAAAUGUAUCACCACAAAAUUAUCUGCCCUUUCUGGCGGAGAGAGGAAACGCGUCACCCUGGCUGUUCAAUUGCUCACUGAACCGAGCAUUCUCUUCUGCGACGAGCCAACUACAGGGUUGGAUAGUUAUGGGGCGAUGACUGUGGUGAAGACGUUGAGGGACGUCGCUGCCAGCGGAAGGAUAGUCAUAUGCACGUUGCAUCAACCUGCUUCCGGUUUGUUAGACAUCUUCCAUGAAGUUCUGCUACUUUCCAGCGGCAGGGUCGCUUUUCAAGGUUCUUCUAUCGACGCUAUGAAAUUCUUCGAUAGCUUGGACCUACGUUGUCCUCCAACUUUCAACAGCGCUGAGUUCUUCGUUUCUCAACUAUCCAUCGUCCGUGGCAGGGAAGCUGAAAGUUAUAGAAAGGUAAAUUGGAUCUGCGAUCAGUACGAGAAAUCGAAACACAGCCAGAAGAUGUCGAAACUGAUCGACUACUCCUGCUUCAUGGAUUCCGGUGAGCUACCAGCAAUAUUCUCACAGAUCUCCUUGUCUCCGAAAGAUUUCAAAAAAGCACGUACACUGACGCAGCUUCGCUGGCUCACGUGGCGAACUUACGUCGAUUACAAGAGGAACUCAGCCUCUCUUCUCUUGCGAUUCGCAACGUACAUGUUUAUAGGAUUGCUGAUAGCGUUGCCGUAUAUGAACAUCACGGGACAAGCGUUGAAUCAGGGUGGCAUACAGAAUAUGCAAGGUCUCCUCUACUUGGUGGUCGUCGAAACUGUAUUCACGUUCAAUUAUGCUGUUUUCUACACAUUCCCGCGAGAACUGCCGCUUCUACUGCGCGACAUCGCCAGUGGACUAUAUGACCCGACGCCGUAUUACAUGAGCAAGGUUAUCGUCCUGAUACCCGGGGCGAUAAUACAGCCAUUGCUGUACGCGGCUUUCAUAUUCGCAAUCACGGGGCUGAAGGGUGGACUUUUAGGAUUCGUUUACUUUGCGCUGCCUGUAGUUGUCUGCGCCGUUUCAGCCUCCGCUCUUGGUUUAUUUCUAUCGGCGUCGUUCCAAUCGGUAAACACAGCCUCCCUAUUUUCUGUGCCGUUGGACUUCCUUGGCCUGAUGUUCUGCGGAAUUUAUUUGCAUCUCGGCUAUCUAGCGCCUGGUAUCGCGUGGCUCAAAUAUCUAUCCCAGUUCUAUUAUGGCCUAGAGGCGGUUUCCUUGACGCAAUGGCCUCUAAUCGAUCACAUAAACUGUUCGCCGGAUCCGGAAGAGCCGUGUGUCUCCAGCGGGCGAGAAGUUUUGGAGAAGUACGGCUACUCACCAAACCAUUACACCAUGGAUAUAAUCGGCCUCUUGGUCAUUUUUGGGAUUUGCCAUUUCGCUGGUUUUCUGGUGAUCAGACACAGAAGUCGCAAAGAACCUGUCUAUUAAAUUAAUUUCCAGUUGUUAAUUAAGUUAAUCUACAACGUCAUUCAUUUUACAACUUCUCUUUCUAAAAAAAAAAAUCUAAAUAAAAGAAAAUCAAUGCACAAAUGUUUCCUUGCUACCGUUGUUUAUCAAUUUGUAAACUUAAAUAUUUUGUUAUCUCUGAUCGAUCGACGUAAUCACCUCUGAUCUCAUGAAAUUAACAAUUCACAGAUUCUCGAUAUUAACGCUAAUAUUAAUAGAUAUUUAGGGAAUACAAAGAUAAUAUUAAGUUAUACGAGUAACUUUAAGUAAGUU
This is a messenger RNA of Bombus huntii, 3574 nucleotides long. It is a transcript of the gene bw, whose product is annotated as protein scarlet-like. The coding region runs from base 1394 to 3283 and encodes 629 amino acids. The transcript has 14 exons. The record is from RefSeq and is a predicted model, not a curated record. Gene Ontology annotation, cellular component: plasma membrane. Gene Ontology annotation, molecular function: ATP binding; ATP hydrolysis activity; ABC-type transporter activity. NCBI's taxonomy places the organism in Eukaryota, Metazoa, Arthropoda, Insecta, Hymenoptera, Apidae.